AUGACUGAGGAGAUUGAUUGGUCCCGCCCAUUCCAAAAAGGCGAUAUGAAAUAUAAGCUUUUGGAAGAGUCUUCAUUUAAAGUUUUGUUCCCCCACUAUCGUGAGAAAUAUCUUACAGAUAACUGGAAAAAGAUUCAAGAUAAAAUGGAUUCUUACGGCAUAAAUAUUGAAGUAGAUUAUAAAAAUGGCAAUAUCUCUCUUAAGACAACAGAUAAAACAUGGGAUCCUGUUGCAAUUCUCAACGCAAGAGAUGCAAUAAAAUUAGUUGCCCGUUCUGUUCCAAUUGAACAAGCCUUUCGCGUAUUUGAAGAAGGUACUGAGUCUAAUAUCAUCAUUAUUGGUAAGCAUAUCCGCAACCAAGAAAGAUUUAAUAAGCGUCGUCAAAGAUUACUUGGUCCUGGUGGCAGCACACUCAAGGCUCUUGAAUUGCUUACACAAUGCUACAUUCUCGUUCAAGGACAUACUGUUUCUAUCAUUGGAAACAUUCGUGGAAUUAAUGAUGCAUCAAAAGUCGUAGUUGACUGCAUGAAUAACAUCCAUCCAGUUUACCACAUCAAGAGAUUGAUGGUCAAGCGUGAUUUAAUGAAGAAUCCUGCCAUGGCAAACGAAGAUUGGGAUAGAUAUCUUCCAAAAGUUGUCAAAGCUACAAAACAUACAGAGAAAAAGAAGAAAGUUCACAACGAGAGAAACAGAGGACUUCCUGAUUAUCCUCAAGACACAGAAGUUGAUAAACAGAUCGAAAGUGGUGAAUACUUCCUUAAGAAGAAGAAUUCCAACAAGAAGAAAGCAAAGAAUAUCGCAGAAAAGGCUACACAAGAGGCAAAGGAAGAAGCAAAGAUGCCUGCUAAAGAAAUCAAAAUCAGAACUGUUUCAGAAGCAGCUGCUGAAGAAAAAUAA
Messenger RNA from Trichomonas vaginalis G3, 897 nucleotides. RefSeq names its product rRNA processing. NCBI's taxonomy places the organism in Eukaryota, Parabasalia, Trichomonadida, Trichomonadidae. The record is from RefSeq and is a predicted model, not a curated record. The transcript has a single exon. Gene Ontology annotation, molecular function: RNA binding. The coding region runs from base 1 to 897 and encodes 298 amino acids. Gene Ontology annotation, cellular component: nucleolus; small-subunit processome.